AUGGAGGAUAAUAUUGUUUAUUUUAUUACAGGAGCUAAUAAAGGAAUCGGACUCCACCUAACCCGCACCCUCCUCCUCCGCCCCAACACAACCGUUAUAUCCACACAACGUACUCCCAACCUCGACACCUUACCAACUACACUCUCCUCACUCACCGCUGCUCCGGGAUCCAAACUCAUCAUUAUCCCACUUGAAUUCUGUACUUCUGAUACCGGGGUCCACAAAAACACAGUUUCAGACCUAGUCUUCCGCCUAGAAAAUGAGGGCGUACACCACAUCGAUACCAUAAUCCUCAAUGCCGGAGCCGCUACAUCUUUUCGCUCGGUAGCAGAGACGGAUAUAAGUGAGGUGCAGGCGCAUUUUGAAAUUAAUACGUUAUGGCCGAUUCAGAUAUGGCAGGUUUUGAGGGGGCUUUUGGUUGGAGGGGUAAAGGGAGAAGAGGUGCCAGUGCAAACAAAGAAAAAAACCCAAAAGAAAAUGAUCUAUAUAUCGAGUGCACUAGGAUCCAUAACCAGCAUGCACGAUGCAACACCGAGUUUGGCUUAUGGUAUUAGUAAAGCGGGUGCGAACUUUUUUGUGAGGAAGGUGCAUUUUGAGGAGGAUAGGGGGGUUGUGGCGCUCGCGGUGCAUCCUGGAUGGGUCAAAACACACAACGGACAGUUCUUUGCAGAUAGUGUCGGGGUGAAGGAACCACCGAUGAGUUUAGAGGAUAGUGUGGAUGGAAUACUUAGACAGAUCGAUAAUUCGACUAGGGAAACGACUUCGGGGAGUUUUGUCUCGUGGAAUGGGGAUGUUAUUCCUUGGUAA
This is a messenger RNA of Sclerotinia borealis F-4128, 807 nucleotides long. The record is from the annotation of a GenBank genome assembly. Lineage: Eukaryota; Fungi; Ascomycota; Leotiomycetes; Helotiales; Sclerotiniaceae.